This is a messenger RNA of Neoarius graeffei (lesser salmon catfish), 5346 nucleotides long. It is a transcript of the gene spred1, whose product is annotated as sprouty related EVH1 domain containing 1. The transcript is spliced from 6 exons. Gene Ontology annotation, molecular function: protein kinase binding. Gene Ontology annotation, cellular component: membrane. Gene Ontology annotation, biological process: negative regulation of MAPK cascade; multicellular organism development. The record is from RefSeq and is a predicted model, not a curated record. The coding region runs from base 854 to 2092 and encodes 412 amino acids. Lineage: Eukaryota; Metazoa; Chordata; Actinopteri; Siluriformes; Ariidae.
CCUCCUCGCGCGCGCCUGCACGCCUCAACUUCUUUUGGGAACUGAGGGACUAUUUGGAAGAAAUUUUCACAAAUAAAUCCUUUCAUUCGCUGCGACAAAACAAGCACGUUGCCGAAAUGCCUGCUUACGGGUUAAAUGACAAACAAUACGAGUUAAUCAAAAACAGUUUGGUUCAUUAUGUCUUAUUCAUACUUUGAGGCGGAAGGAUUUGAGGGGCGCAAUGCGGCCGAAGCUUCCGCCCAGUUUUCCGAUGCGCGUCGGCCGAGUUGAAAAUGGAGUUCCUGCAGAGAAAGCAGAUCCUCUGAACUUCCACACCACUCUUCGUUGGUCCACGUAUUGUUUCGCGUGUAUUUUGGAAUAGUUUAUGUAUUAACCUUUGCAUCGGGUCGUUUUUCAGGUCUGUCUAUGCUGGUGCACAGUGAGGCGCUUUCUGUUUUCCCAGAAAGUUGCUGAGAGGGAGUAGCUCGGCUGCUAGCUGCCCGGUCACAAAAUCCAACCAAAAUCGAGCAGGGUUUUGUGCACUUAUUCGGUUGAGACACUUGUGGAAUUUGUGACUGAUUUACAGAAGACAAAGUUGAGGAUGAUCAUACGGUUGCAGAUGGAUUUUAUUCCCUGGGAAGCUCCGAGUCAGCGGCCGAGGCUCCUGUCCUCCUCCUCCUCCUUCUUCUUCUGAAUUGGUUUGUCGGAGCUGCCGAGCUCAGCAAUGCGCCGCUUCAGUCGCGUCGAACUGCCGCUGUUUUGUGAAUAACUGCGUUUCGAUGCGAACCAAAAUGGUGAUUUUUGCGACUUGUUUCCCCGCCUUGACUGCCGCGUCGAUGCUGUUUGCAGAAUUUGGAUCCCCGUGAGGAAAAAAAUGAGCGAAGAACCGGCAAAUCCAAAUAACGAUGACAGUUAUGCGCGUGUGAGAGCAGUGGUCAUGACUCGCGAUGACUCCAGCGGUGGAUGGCUGCCUCUGGGAGGCGGAGGCCUCAGCUGCGUGUCGGUCCACAAGGUUAGCCGGCCAGACUCGGACAGCCCCAACGGCAUGGAUUAUCUUAUCCAGGGGGAGCGACUCAAAGACAAGUUGGUUGUGCUGGAGUGCAUCAUAAAGAGGGACCUGGUCUACAACAAAGUCAACCCGAUCUUCCACCAUUGGAGAAUCAACAACAAGAAGUUUGGCCUGACUUUCCAGAGUCCAGCCGAUGCCAGAGCUUUUGACCGAGGGAUACGGCGAGCCCUGGAGGACAUAAAGCAAGGCUGUCCGGUGUACAGUGACUCGGAGGGUCCUGAAGAUGGAUUACAGGUCAAUCAGGAGCCUCCCUCUAUCUGCACGCCCAUUAGAGAGCCAUUCUCUCCGCAUGGCCGAGUGGUGUCCACCGAGCCUUUCCAUGGCUGUUAUGUGCGUGCUCAGCCGUUUGAGGAGUUCCCCAGCCCCAGCCACCGCUAUCUGCCGCCGCAGGUCUCAUUCUCCACGACACGCCAUGUGAGCUUUCACAUGGAUGACGAAGAGGUUGUUCGGAUCAACCCCCGCAAGGACGUCCUCAUCCGCGGGUAUGAGGACUACAGGCACCCGGUCAUGUGGAAGCGCGACACAGAGCGUGAUGACUCUGAUUUCUCCACCACAUUCACCAAACUGGACAGCAAGAAAAGUGAGUACUCUUUUCUCGAAGGCUCUGAGCAUCGCACAGGCACCAAGGACUCGAUCAAAACUCAGCAGCCUUCACCUCUGCUAAAGUCCAAGAAGUCUCGGAGGCGGCGGGAGGACGGCGAGCGCUCGCGCUGCAUAUAUUGCCGCGAGAUGUUCAACCAUGAGGAGAACCGGCGCGGAGAGUGCCAGGAUGCCCCCGACCCCAUCAAGCAGUGCAUCUACAAGGUGAGCUGCAUGCUGUGCGCAGAGAGCAUGCUCUACCACUGCAUGUCCGACUCAGAGGGUGACUUCUCGGACCCGUGCUCAUGCGAUUCCAGCGAAGAGCAGUUCUGUGUGCGCUGGUUGGCGCUGCUUGGCCUCUCCAUAAUCGCGCCCUGCAUGUGCUGCUACCCGCCACUGCGGGCCUGUCACCACUGCGGAGAGGCCUGCCACUGCUGCGGUGGCAAACACAAGGCCGCCGGCUGAGCCGAGCCGACCGCGGAGAAACACACGGCCACGUGAAGAAACAACAGCCGCCGUCGCUUUUCUUUUUUCAUUCACCCCUCGAGGUGGGUGAGGUGCUCCACCCGCCACCUUGGAGGCUUUGGAGAUUUGAUUUGGCCGAGAGCAGCAGAAGCCAAUGACCGGAUCUUCUUGGGCUCUCGAGCUCACGUCAUGGAGCUCGUUACGGAAGGGAAGGCGUUUACGGAAUGAACUCAAAUCACGAAAUGAGCAAAAAAAAAAAAAAAGAGACGGAAAAAAAAUCACUUGACAUCCAAGUGUCAGACUUUCAUUACAAAUAGCGUGUAACCUUUGUGAAGGAAUGUUGUUUUUUUGUACAGAGAUCAAAACUAUAACAAAGAAAACAAAACUGGUUGUGCAUACAGAGGAUCUGCUGUAUGGGUAUGCGAAAAGGGAUUUUUUUUUUUUUUGCUUUUUGUGAAUUUGCAGUAGGGUUAAAGUGGCCUUCUCUUUCAACUGGAGCAUUCGCUGACUGUAAUUAUUAGACAAAAGAAAACCUGCACUAGUUAAGUGUUCUCCCAUGAAAGAUAACCCUCAUGAAUAAUGGUACGUACACUAAAACACUUCGGGCAAGUUUUAGCAGCAGGACAAAUUUAAAUUUAUGUAAUAGGUGUGUGUGGGUGGGUUUUUUUUUUCUUUUCUUCCCCUCCUGCUUUUCUUUUCGUUGUUUUGUAAGAGACAGUAAUGUCAUUUCUUUUGAAACGGUAGGAUGACACAGCCUUUGUUAUUGAAUCAUGCUAACGUUUAAAAUGCAUCCUUCUCUAAUUGGCACGACUAUUUGGACCACACCACAGGUGCAUUCCAGCAUUGAGUGAUUAAUGAUGUAAUACAGCUGUCCACGUUUGUCCCUGAAUCAUUUCCAUGUCAAGGUCAGCAAGAGAUUGAGAGACCAAUUAGUCAGGAAGUCGAGGAAGUGUACAUUUCUCUUUCAAUUUCAUCUCACGUUGAUCAGAGUGAAACCGGGUUCUUUUUUCAGCUUUUAAAUUGAUUUCAAGCUGAAAUUGUGCUCAACCAGCAAGUUGUGUUUUUUUUUUUUUCUUUUCCCUUACAUGACAUGACGCGACACGUUUUGGUAUUUUAAUAAUCGUUAUUAAAAGGGUUUCAACCCAAGAUCUAUUAUCGAACAAGGCACUUGUAUUCGUUUUAAAUGGGACGUCCCUGCGUUUGAGAUUCUCCAUUCAAAUGGCCCUUAUAAAAGCACGCACUUCCAAGCUUUGGUUACAGCUUCAUGUCCAUGCUUUCCACAUAUUCCAUCCAGUAUGUCGUCUCUGUCAUAGUUUCAAGAGUUUCUGCAUUACUUUUUCUCCGUUUCUAAAUGCACCCCCAAAAAAAAAUAAUAAUAACCGCACACAAACUGACCUGAGAUAUCUUAUAAGAUGCAAGAUUUCUCUCAACACUAUAAAUCACUUCCUGGUUCAAGGAAGGUCUGCAAACCCAAUGUCAAGCAAGCCUACCAGUAAUUAUUAGAGAAAAGUAUUAGACACUGCAUUUUCUUUAAAAAAAAAAAAUCAGCCAAGAUGGUUUAUUUCCUGUUCGCAGGAAAGUUGCUCCCAGUUUCUUUCUUAAAGGCCAGUCCGAGGCGUUCCAUACUUCAGUUCUCUGACCUCCCUGUGCAUUUUCCAUCAACACACUUUACUUUCUAUGCAAAUAUUUCCAUGUGAAACACUUAGAUCUCGACAUAAAAGUUGGUGAUGUGACACUUUAAUAUUGUAGAUGUUAAGAUGUUAAUCUUGGUACCAAACUCAAAAACCUUAUGUAAAUAUGUAACACUAUAUUUAAGCAACAAUAAUAAUCCCAUUCAAAUUUUUAAAGAGAGAGUUGUAUUUAUCACUGCUGUCGGUAUAUACUAUAGCUUGAGUUGACAGCAUUAUGUACAUAGGUCACCUUUUAGUAUUAUUUCACAUUGAAAGUAGAGGGCGUACAUGAUGAAAAAGAUCGAGCUUUUUUACUAGAGAUUCUCUCUGGUUUUGUAUUGCAGAAAGAAGGCUAGAGAAGGUACAGUAGUGGCAGUCCACUUCUCAGAGGUUUCGUCAUAUGAAGCUGCUAGAAACAAUCACUAAUUUUGCGCUGAGAGGAAUAAAAUUUAGCUAUAGACGACUGUUAAAACUAAAAAUCGUUCUUUUGGAUUUGUUGAUCGCAAAUGUUUUCUUGUGUUCGUCUUUUCAUUAAGCACACCCAUUUAUUUUUUUCCAUUUUUUUUUCUUUAAGUCUAUCCUUCCAAUACUGUAUUGGAUUACUUUUUUUUUUUUAAAUGUCGCAAGCUGAACCAAGGUUUGAUGAACCUUAACAAAACUUGCUGGCUGAGAAGACAUGUAGAAUAGGCCACAUCCAUACAAUUAUAUUGUAGACAGAUACUGUAAUGCCUAGUUUCAUUCUGCAUUAAGCAGCACGGUGACUCCACAUGUAAUGUGCUGUAUUUAAUAUGCAACCUGUCUGCUUUCUUUGCUCCUUUUCCACUUUGCAGUUAACUAGCAUUUAUCCGUCUUCAGUUUUUAACCACUUGCUGCUAGUCUUUUAUUUUUGAACUCUUGGACUUCGUGUAUAAGUCGGGAAUGCAUAAAAGAUGAACAUUCUUUACUGUUUAGAGAAAUGCUAAUGUAAAUCUGUCAUUUCAAUGUGAUGUAAAAAGAAAAAAAACCCAACAAAAACAGCUAUGUUCACAGCAGUUUAGUGGUUUCUUUGACGCUUUGGUGCACUGACAUGUAGCUAGGCUUUUUCUCCCCCUUUCGUAGCGCUUGAUGAUGUAAAGUUCACGUGAUUUUUAGUUUGCAGUUGUGAAGACAUUUGUGUUCUAGUAAAUGCCGUAUAAAUGGUACUCUGAUGAUUCCACUAUGAUAUGAACACUGCCUGGUUCUUUAUCUGCUUCUCUGAGUUUUAGUGCCAUCUGCUUUACCCACUGACAACCUCGAAAAAGUGCCUCACGUCCAUCAGAAGUUCCAUCCGAAACUUAACCGCUCUUGCUAUGGUUGUAUUGAUUUAUACACGUCUAGGUAUUUGUAUCAUGGUUUGAAAAAUACCAAGUAUAUGAUGUAAUAUUUAUAGUUCAGUAACUCAUGUCAUAGUUGUAUUUUCUUUAUACAGAUGUAGCUUGUUACGUUUCAUAAAUAUAUAAUGUAAAUAUGCAUAGAAAUGUUUGUAACUGUUUUUAUGUUACAUCAUACACUUGUAAUUUGACAUAUAAAAUAACAUUACCAUAAUAAAAGGUGAGUUUUAAUGUA